This is a messenger RNA of Diachasmimorpha longicaudata, 925 nucleotides long. RefSeq names its product NADH-ubiquinone oxidoreductase subunit 8 (gene ND-23). The record is from RefSeq and is a predicted model, not a curated record. Gene Ontology annotation, cellular component: membrane. Gene Ontology annotation, biological process: mitochondrial respiratory chain complex I assembly; mitochondrial electron transport, NADH to ubiquinone. The transcript is spliced from 4 exons. The coding region runs from base 115 to 747 and encodes 210 amino acids. Lineage: Eukaryota; Metazoa; Arthropoda; Insecta; Hymenoptera; Braconidae. Gene Ontology annotation, molecular function: NADH dehydrogenase activity; 4 iron, 4 sulfur cluster binding.
UGGCUCCCUAGAGCUGUAUCAAGAGUACAAAAAUUACUUCACACCAGUGACCAUUGUAAUUUUGUUGCUCUCUGCAUUAGUGUGAGUGCUACGCAUACACCUGUGUCAUUAAAAAUGGCGAACGUUCGAGUUCUCGGUAGAAUCGCCAACAAUGUUUUGUCCCAGAGAUCGUUGAAGGCACUACCACAGGCGACAACGACGUGUCAGCCAUCCCGGAGUAAGUACGUCGUCAUCACUCCCAGCGACAGCCCAUCCUGGCCGAAUGUACCUAACAACGAGGCCAUGCAUCUCUAUUUGAGAGAACUGGGGAAUGGAUUCCUGGUGACGUUGUCUGCGAUGUUUAAGGAACCAGUGACUAUCAAUUAUCCCUUUGAGAAAGGCCCACUGAGUCCCAGAUUCAGAGGAGAACACGCGUUAAGAAGAUAUCCAUCGGGCGAGGAACGAUGCAUCGCCUGCAAGCUCUGCGAAGCCAUUUGUCCUGCUCAGGCUAUCACCAUUGAAGCUGAAGAGCGCUCCGAUGGCUCCAGAAGAACGACCCGAUACGAUAUUGAUAUGACAAAGUGUAUUUAUUGCGGGUUCUGUCAGGAAGCUUGUCCAGUAGAUGCCAUAGUCGAGGGGCCCAACUUCGAGUUUUCGACAGAAACCCACGAGGAGCUGUUAUACAACAAAGAAAAACUCCUGAACAACGGUGACCGAUGGGAAUCUGAAAUUGCUAGUAACAUUCAUGCUGAUCACUUGUAUCGUUAAUUAAAUCUCAUGGAUACCUAGUCGUUGUCCUUGGGCAAUAUAACAGCAAAGAAAACUCGGUGUUUUUUCAAAUUCAAUGCAGAACUGAAAAAAAAUAUUGUUGAAAUUACCAACACAUACCUGUAAAUUAAAACAAUGUGGAUGCGUUUAUCGAAUAAAUGAAGUAGUUGUUAAAUAA